GUCAAAUUAGUACCAAUUUUUCUGUAGUAGCGAAUAGGUUAUUGUAACGGUGCAAAUAAUUUCAGUUGAAUAAAAUAAUAUUAUUAUAAAUAAAUAACAAUUUUCAUACUACAUAAUAUUUACAAAUUAUACAAUUUUAGUGUCAUAAUUACGUAUUUUCAUAGGCGAAUCACUAUAAACUUACUCGUGAUAGCAAAUUUGUAAGGGUACAAAUAAAAUAAAUUGGCACAGAACCGUGUAUUUGAAGUGGCGCCAUGCACUUAUUUAUCAGAUCCUAAACUUAUUCUACACCAACAAAAACGUAAGAUUUCAAUAAACUUAUAAACAAUGGAAUCAACAAAAAAAAAGGGAAAGCCACCCCAUCCUCGGGCUAAGGCGAACCCAUUUUCUGCAUUGACUUUUGCAUGGACUUUACCAAUAUUUUGGAGUGGCCUUAAGAAAGAAUUGGAAGAAUGUGAUUUAUAUGAACCUUUAGAUGAACAUGCCUCAGGUCCUCUUGGAGAUAAGUUCGCUCGUUUGUGGGAAGAAGAGGUGGCCCGUGCGCAAGGGAAACGUACGCCCAGCCUUCUAAGAGUGAUUCUUAAAGCGUACGCAGCGCGAUGCAUGCUUUAUGGAUUCGUCCUCUGCUUUAUGGAAUGCGGUAUUCGCAUCGCGCAGCCAAUUUUCCUCGGAUGGCUUGUGGAAUACUACAGUCCUGAUCAGAAAACAGUAAAGCCAACUGAAGCUUAUCUCUACGCUGGUGCCGUUGUACUGUGUUCAGCGCUCAAUGUCUUCGUCGUACAUCCUUACAUGAUGGCUAUUCUACAUAUGGGUAUGAAGUUCAGGGUCGCUUGCUGCUCGCUCAUAUAUAGAAAGUCACUACGGCUCUCGAAGACCGCCCUGGGGGAGACGACAGUCGGUCAAGUUGUGAAUCUGCUCUCCAACGACGUGAACCGCUUCGACGUGGCCGUUAUCUUCGUGCACUAUCUCUGGAUCGGGCCCCUGGCGACUGUUAUCAUAACAUUCCUGAUGUGGUGCGAGAUUAACUGGGCGGCGGUCGUCGGCGUCGGCUUCAUGCUCGCGUUUAUACCGUUGCAAGCAUAUUUGGGCAAGCGUACGUCAGUGCUACGGCUGAAAACAGCGUUAAGAACGGACGAGCGCGUGCGACUCAUGAACGAAAUCCUCUCCGGCAUCCAGGUGAUCAAGAUGUACACGUGGGAGAAGCCGUUUGCGGAUUUAGUAGCAAAAGCCAGAAAACAAGAAAUAAAGCAGAUACGUGCAACGUCGUACAUCCGUGGUGUGCUGACUUCGUUUAUAAUGUUUACAACGAGAAUAUGUUUGUUCUGCUCGAUACUCGCGUACGUGCUGGAGAACAACGUUAUAAGCGCCAAACAGGUGUUCGUGGUCACCAGCUUCUAUAACAUACUGAGACAAACUAUGACUGUGUUCUUUCCCCAAGGUAUAGCACAAGUAGCUGAAGCUUCAAUAUCUAUAAAACGACUUCAAAGUUUCAUGUUGUACGAAGACACGAGUAAACCAGUGCCAGGUCUGGCGGACAUCAUAACGUCUGCGAAACGAAAAGGGAAAGACUCGAAGGAGAAAAAAACAGACGCUGCUCCGUUAAUCAAAGACAUUCCGGAAACUAAAGAAACAUUACCCGCCCAAGAUUUAGGUCCACUUGUAAAGAAAGAUGAAGCGAAACUAAGUGAUAAGAGUAAUGCACCACUAGAAUCGGGCGAGGAGGACGACGAAGAAUUGGCAACUCGGGUUGAAGAGGACGCGAGAGGGGUCAGACUGAAACACGCUAACGCCAAGUGGAUCGUCUCCCACGCCGAGAACACGCUGACUGACCUAUCCCUCACCGUGAAACCUGGCAAGUUAAUCGCAGUAAUAGGUCCAGUUGGCGCUGGGAAGUCUUCGUUGCUGCAUGUUUUGCUGAAAGAGCUACCACUUCAGUCCGGCAGUGUUCACAUCGGAGGCACCAUUUCGUAUGCCAGUCAGGAACCAUGGCUAUUUGCAGGCAGCGUGCGGCAGAACAUACUGUUCGGGCAGGCGAUGGACCGGCCGCGGUACAACGCCGUGGUGCGGCGCUGUGCGCUCGACCGGGACUUCUCGCUGCUGCCGCACGGGGACAAGACCGUCGUCGGCGAGCGCGGGGUCAGCCUCAGCGGAGGCCAGCGCGCACGCAUCUCGCUGGCCCGCGCGGUGUACAAGCGCGCCGACAUCUACCUGCUGGACGACCCGCUGUCGGCGGUGGACGCGCACGUGGGCCGACACCUGUUCGAGUCGUGCGUGGUGGGCUACCUGCGGAACACCACACGCGUGCUCGUCACGCACCAGUUGCAGUUCCUGAGGGACGUCGACCAGAUUAUUAUAUUGAAGAACGGCUCUAUAGCGGCCGCAGGUGACUUUGAAACACUAAGCGCAUCCGGUCUUGAUUUUGCGACGUUACUCGCGAGAGACGAACAGGACGACGACAAACCUAACGCCGACGACAAAACUAACACGGACAACGAGGAGUCGGUGCUGCAGGGCAGCUUCAGAAAGAGACAAAUGAGCAUUCACUCCGUGAGCUCGGUGGACAACCUGACGGCGACGGCGCCGCCCGAGGGCGCGCGCGAGGAGGCGGAGAUGCGCUCGGCCGGCGCCGUGUCGGGCCGCGUGUACGGCGCCUACCUGCGCGCCAGCGGACACCCGCUGCUCGUCACGCUCAUGGUGCUCGUGGCCGUGCUGGCGCAGCUGCUGGGCUCCGCCUCCGACUGGUGGACCAGCUUCUGGGUCAAUCAAGAGGAAGAUCAUCCAAGAUCAGUAAUAGAAAACUUAGAUUCGCAAAACGUGACCAACCCACUGCAGUUUACAUCCAACUUCACGAGAUCGCUUCCUGAAAAUGCAUACUUUAAAUCUGGUUUAACUAGAUAUCAGUGUAUUUAUAUUUAUACAAUUAUGGUGGUGGCGCUAGUGAUAGUCUCCCUACUCCGCUCCUUCAUGUUCUUCUCGAUGGCGAUGCGAGCGUCGACGCGCCUGCACAACAACAUGUUCUCGUCCAUCACACGGGCGCCGAUGCGGUUCUUCCACACCAAUCCGUCCGGACGGAUCCUGAACCGAUUCUCCAAGGACAUGGGGGCUGUUGAUGAAGUGUUGCCCUCUGCUUUACUUGAUGUAUUGCAGAUCGGUCUCUCGCUGAUCGGUAUUGUGGUGGUGGUGGCGGUGGUAAACUACUGGCUGCUGGUGCCGACGCUGGCCAUUGGGCUGGUUUUCUAUGGGCUGCGUAUCUUCUACAUCGCCUCAAGCCGCAGCAUCAAACGCCUCGAGGGUGUGACACGUAGUCCUGUAUUCUCUCAUCUCAACGCGUCUCUGCAAGGCAUCACGACAAUACGAGCGUUCGGUGCUCAGGAAGCUCUUAUAAGAGAGUUUGAUAACCAUCAAGACCUUCAUAGCUCUGCUUGGUAUUUAUUCAUCGCGAGUUCCCGUGCCUUUGGUUUUUGGCUGGACCUUGUGUGUGUCGUUUACAUAGCUGUAGUCACAUUAAGUUUUCUCGUGUUCGGUCAAGAGGAGUACGGUGGUAACGUGGGUCUGGCUAUCACGCAGGCGAUGGGUUUGACCGGCAUGUUCCAGUGGGGCAUGCGACAGUCCACUGAGUUAGAGAACCAGAUGACCAGCGUUGAAAGAAUACAAGAAUAUUCGCACAUCAAAUCCGAACCGCCAUUAGAGUCGGAGCCCAACAAGAAGCCGCCGCCAUCUUGGCCGGAUAUGGGUCGCUUGAGUUUCAAUCACGUGUACCUAUACUACUCGCCCGAAGAACCUCCGGUCUUAAAGGACCUCACUCUGGACAUACUGCCGAAAGAAAAAGUUGGAAUUGUCGGUCGCACUGGUGCUGGAAAAUCUUCGCUGAUAAAUGCCUUGUUUAGGUUAGCUACAAUCGAAGGUGAAAUCAUAAUAGACGGUCGUGAGACGUCCACCCUGGGUCUGCACGAGCUGCGCAGUCAGAUAUCUAUCAUUCCACAAGAGCCCGUUCUGUUCUCUGGCACCAUGCGGCAUAAUCUAGACCCCUUCGACGAGUAUCCGGAUCAAGUUCUGUGGCGGGCUCUCGAAGAGGUGGAGCUGAAGGAGGCGGUGACGGAGCUGCCGGCCGGGUUGAGCUCGCGCAUGUCGGAGGGCGGCGGGAACUUCUCGGUGGGGCAGCGCCAACUCGUGUGCCUCGCGCGCGCCAUCGUGCGCCGCAACCGCCUGCUCGUGCUGGACGAGGCCACGGCCAACGUCGACCCGCAAACGGAUGCCUUGAUUCAAACGACGAUAAGAAACAAAUUCGCGGACUGCACUGUACUUACCAUUGCUCACAGAUUACACACUGUCAUGGACUCGGAUAAGGUGCUGGUAAUGGACGCGGGUCAGAUGGUAGAAUUCGAUCACCCGCACAUGUUGCUACAGAAAGAGGGCGGAGUGCUCCGUGGAAUGGUGGACCAGACCGGCCGAGCCAUGGCCGAGACUCUCGCUAGAGUUGCACUACAAGCGUACAAAAAAAAGAACUCACUAGAACAAGAAGCAACGGAGUGAUGCUUCAUAAGUUGUAGAAAAUUAGAAUGAUUAUUUACUUAACUAAUAUUAGUAACUGCUUCGAAUUUUGAAAGAUCUAAGAUGUAUGAGAUUAUGCUUCAAAAAGUGUUUAAAAUGUCGUUUACAUAAUUUUAACCUAUGGUUAAUUAGGGGUUGACGCUAUUAUUUUAUAUUAACCAAUUGUAUAUUAAAAAUAUAUACAACUCCUAAAUCAUUAUAGGUUAUUUUUAAUAGAUCUUAUUAUUAAGAAUAGAAUAUAAAUUAAUGUUACGUGAGUUUAUAGAAACUUAUAAACGAAAUUGUUUGUGCCGUUCUAACAUUAAAUGAGACGAAUCGUAAUAAAAUUUUGAGGUUUGUAAUAUUUUGUAAUAUUCAAGAGACUAUCGAAAAUAAUGUUCCUGAUAUAAAUUAUUAAUAUGAGCUAUAAUUGAUUUUGAUUUACUUAUCAUACGCGGGGAUUAAAAUAGGUAGUAAUAAAUUAUCUAAGUUCGAAGAGAGCAUACAAGUCUAUAAACUCGAAAUAUAUUUAUUAGGGUUAAUUAAAUUUCGGGAUCCCGGAAAUAGUUGUAGUACUGGUUACACAUGAAAUUGAAAGCGUUGGUUUUCUAGCAAUUUAAUAGAAUAUAAACAAUAUCGAAGAUUAUAGCAAGUAUCUUUUUAACCGACUUAGCUGAAUUAACACUACCGAUUUCGAUCGCCGCUUUUUAUACGAAAGUACGGAUUGUGUACUUAAAUGUAAGCAUGUCUAAUUAAUUUGUUACUUAUUUUCACAAUUGCGUCCCGCAAUCAUGUUAAAUUAUUAUAAUGUACUUAGAAUAAAUGAUGAUGAAAUUUUUGUGAUUUUUGGUUACCGUUGAUGAAGAUUUUGAUAAUCUGUGAGAAACUUUAAGUUAUUGUUAAAGUUUCGCAGAGUGAUUCCUAAUGUUACUUAAAAGUAAUAUGUGUGAUAUUGAUUAUAAUGUGUCCAGUGCCUGGCUACUUAUGAAACUUAUUUUUUAUGAGAAAUUGUUAGAUCAUUAUUACAACGAAAUACAAUUUUUAUAUUUGCUAA
Vanessa atalanta (red admiral) is the source of this 5584-nucleotide messenger RNA. RefSeq names its product ATP-binding cassette sub-family C member 4-like. Gene Ontology annotation, biological process: transmembrane transport; monoatomic ion transport. Gene Ontology annotation, molecular function: ABC-type transporter activity; ATP binding; chloride channel activity. NCBI's taxonomy places the organism in Eukaryota, Metazoa, Arthropoda, Insecta, Lepidoptera, Nymphalidae. The coding region runs from base 328 to 4533 and encodes 1401 amino acids. Gene Ontology annotation, cellular component: membrane. The record is from RefSeq and is a predicted model, not a curated record. The transcript is spliced from 27 exons.